Molecule: messenger RNA, 7019 nt
Organism: Biomphalaria glabrata
Lineage: Eukaryota; Metazoa; Mollusca; Gastropoda; Planorbidae
Product: nuclear pore complex protein Nup98-Nup96-like
Exons: 38
Coding region: 304-5763 (1819 amino acids)
Biological process (GO): protein import into nucleus; RNA export from nucleus; post-transcriptional tethering of RNA polymerase II gene DNA at nuclear periphery
Cellular component (GO): nuclear pore; nuclear pore cytoplasmic filaments
Molecular function (GO): structural constituent of nuclear pore
Source: RefSeq, a predicted model, not a curated record
UAUAAAAUUAUAAGUCUAGAUCUAACUAAUAUUUAGAUCUAGAUCUACUCUAGAUAUAUCUACCUAUAGUCUACUCUAGGCAGGGUUGUCUUUAAAAAUAUCAGAUUCUAAAUUUUAUAAAAUUCUGCGCCAUAUUGAAUAUUGUCAAAUUAAUGGCGCUUACCAUAAUGAAAAUCAUAAACACGAAAAGAAACAUGAGCUGGUGGAUUUAGAGUCUAGAUCUAUAUCUUUGCAGCAUAAUUUAGUUUAUAUUGUUAACAGUUGCCAUUAGUAGACCAGUAAACAAAAGAACAGAACAUCACAAUGUUUGGCCAGAAUAAGCCAACAGGAUUUGCUGGUUUUGGAACCACCACUUCAGCAUUUGGAGGAUUUGGACAAUCAUCAUCAACCUUCGGUAGCACAGGGUCAGCCUUCGGCAGCCAGACUCCAGGUGGUGGCACGAGUUUGUUUGGUGCUAGUGGAACAACAGGUGGUGCUGGAACAGGCUUGUUUGGUCAGUCCUCGGGUACUGGUUUUGGGCAGCAGCAAGGAACUGGUGCUUUCUCAUUCGGCAGUGCUACAGGCAGCAGUACGCCUGGCGGCUUGUUUGGCGGGGCCAGCCAGACUGGCACAGGGUCCAGCUCUCUAUUUUCCACCCCAUCAACUGCGACAGGAUUUGGCGCUGCAAAGACUGGUUUUUCUGGUUUUGGAAGCACCCCAUCCCAGACGAGUACUGGAGGUUUAUUUGGCACUAACCCUGGAGCAACACCGUCCUUGUUUAGCGGUGCCACCAGCGCCUUUGGCAGUGUUGGAGGUGGCACCACCAUUGCUUUCAAUCCCCCGAGUGGGCAGGACACAAUGAUGAAAAGUGGUAUCACAACAAAUAUCAGUACCAGACAUCAAUGUAUCACCGCCAUGAAGGAAUAUGAAAAUAAAAGUUUAGAGGAACUUAGGUUUGAAGAUUAUAAUGCCAACAGAAAAGCAAAACAAGCAGGGGCUCCUUCAACAGGGAGUCUCUUUGGUCAGGCACAGCCAACUCAACCAGCAGCUAGUACAGGCUUUGUCUUUGGUAGUGGGUUGACCACAGGGCUGCAGCAGUCCAGCACAACAGGAUUUGGAGCUUUUGGAAGUACCAACAGUUCGUCUGCUGCUUCAACCUUCAGUACAAAUAGACCUCUGUUUGGGACAACAACAACGACACAGUCUGGCUUUGGCUUUGGUUCUGCUACGGGCACUCAGUCAACAUCUCUAUUUGGCGGUGCAGCCACAAGGCCCCUUUUCGGAACAACUACUCAGCCUUCGCUGACUGGCUCAUUCUUUGGCUCCAGUGCUGCCAGUGCAGCUUCUAACCCUGUUGGCUUUGGGACCAGCACACAGAGUGGUGGACUGUUUGGUGCUUCAAAGCCGACAGGGUUUGGUACUGCGACUACAUCUACCAUCGGCUUUGGUACAGGAACCAAUUUGUUUGCCAAGCCCGCUUCUACUGCCUCCACCUUUGGUUUCGGAACAAAUACCAGCACCACAGGAUUUGGUGCAACAUCAGGUGGCCUCUUCAGCAUGAAGCCAAACACAGGGUUCGGAACAGCUACAACUGGAAGCCUUGGAUUAACAGGAUCAUCGUUUGGUUUUGGCAGUGGCCUCAGUACCAGCUCCACUGCCAGUACCUUUGGCAGCACCCAGGCCAAACCAUUUGGGGGAUUUAACUUCAGCAGUGGACCAUCUAUUGGCUCAACAGGCUUUGGUAACACAUUGGGUACAGGCAACACGGCUGGAACAUUCAAUAUUGGAGGAGCAACCACAACACUUGGAACCUCUGUGCCUGCCACAUCUCAAGCUCCUAACUCGCCACACCUGCUCGCCCUAGCAUCAUCACCCUAUGGGGACAAUCCUUUAUUCUGGAACCUAAAACAGCAAAGCAAAGAGCGUAGAGAAGAUGCUUUGAAGCCGACCAAUCCUAAUGCACAAAAGGCUGUUUUGUCUUCUGCCAAUCAGUACAAAGUUAGUACUCGCCCAACUGCCAAGAUAAAACCAAAGUCUUUGCACAGCCUGAUUGCUGGAGGAAAGACACAGCUUUUUGAAGGUCUAGAGGACGAUGAGUUUAGCUUUGGGGAGGACACUUUUGUGCCGCGCAAGAGUGUGAAGAAGCUGGUCAUUCGCAAAUCUGGCAGCAAAUCCUCAGACAUGUCCAGUUCUCUGCACAGCGACGCUGCCGGUGACUACUGCUCUCAGGUGAAAGACUUGAGCAACAACAAGAGUCUACCACCGCCAAUCACCAGACCUCUUAACAUGAGUCAAAAUGACAACACUCUAGACAACGAAGCAGAAGCCCUUCAGGUCCACAAGACCCCUCCUCCAGUCAGACAGAUUACAGACUCUCAGAACACAAGUCUAGAUGACAGCAUAGUCACCAAUUUAGGAGGUGGCAACAACAACAGGCUGAGCGCUGCUGACACCACUACUUCCUUCCUGAACACCUCUGAUCUCGAUGCUAGUUGUUUACCUGUGGACAGGAGCACUCCUCACCCAACUGGGGUCACACUGACCCGCCCUGGCUACUUCACCAUCCCCUCCCUGGAUGAAAUGAUGAGCUACCUAGAUGAGAACGGGGACUGCGUUGUUGACAACUUCACCGUAGGGAGAGAGGGAUACGGCACCAUUUUCUUCCCAGGGGAGACCAAUGUUGCUGGAAUGAAUCUUGAUGAAAUCAUUCACUUUCGGAGAAAAGAAGUGGUUGUCUACCCUGAUGAUGACAAGAAACCUCCGCUGGGUCAAGGUCUGAACAAAAAAGCUGAGAUCACGCUGGACUUUGUGUGGCCAACGGAUAGAUCGACACGCAAGCCCAUUAAUAGCCCAGAAAGAUUGAAAAUGAUCAACUAUGCACAUAAACUUGAGGAAACUACAGCAAAACUAGGAGCAAAGUUUAUAGAUUACAGACCUGAGACUGGAUCUUGGGUUUUCCAGGUAUAUCAUUUUUCUAAAUACGGUCUGUUGGAUGACUCUGAUGAGGAUGAGCUGACAGAACAGCAGAAAGAAUUAUUAGCCCAGUCAGCAAAAGACUUUUUAAUGGUGCAGAAAAUGAAAAUCCAACAGAUAAAUUUAGAUCCAAAAGAGAAAGCCAAAAAGUUAUCAGCUCCUUGUGAUCAGCCGCAACAGUUUCAAGUUGAAGACCAAAUCAUGCUUCAGGGAGAGGAAGAGCUCUCAGCUGAUGAUGACAGCUUUGAAAUGCAAGAUUCUUUCCUGGCCUCUUCAAAGAAAUAUGACAAAGACUUCCAGGAAGAUGAAGGAACAGAUGUUGGGAUAGAUUCUAAAUUUUUAGCCUCGUCUAUGGGUGUCAGUGCUAAAACUAUCCAAGGCAUGAAGGCUUCUUUCUUUGGAGAUUUGGAUGAAAAGAAAUCAGGACGCAGAGAUAUUGAGCUUGAUGAAGAGAAGGACUUGAGGUUCAGUUUGAAGAAGUCUGGCGACAAGAUGGCCGCUGGUUUGUUUGGUGCCUUUAAGUACCCUGCAACUUUGUCUUUACCCCAGUCGCCAGCUCUCUCAGAUCAACAGAGCAAAAAUGGAUAUGAACCUGUCGCCUUUGGAAAAUCAGGAUUAUUUGAUGUCAGCUUAGGGAAAGAUCUUCUUCGUCCCAAACCACAAACUUUCUUACAGACACCACACGUGGAACAUAAACUCAUUAACAGUGGCAUGCAGUCCCAGGAUGCUCCUCCCCGUAUUGUAGGGACCCUUGUUCGUCACAACACCCUGCACGUGAAGGACUCUGUGCUCUACAACAAUCAGCAGCCUUUUGUUGAUGCGGCUUUCUUCAUGGGGCGAUCAUUCCGAGUUGGAUGGGGGCUGCCGUGGACGCUAGUGCACAGUGGUGCCCUGAUAGGCAUUCCAGAGGAAGACACUCAAGAAGUGUCACUACUUCCUUUUGCUAAAGGCCGAGCUAAGACACAGCCCAGUACGAAGAGUUGGAUGGCCCAUGUUGAACAAGUACAAGUGACUGACUACAUGGACACCAGGGAUUCUAAAAUUUUGAGCCAACAAGAAGCUCUCUUGACUAUUCAGCUGGAACAUUCUAGAUUUAACAUGGAAGAUGGUUGUCCUGUCUUUGUGCCUGAACCUGGGGUGGCAGCUCUCCAUAAAAUUGCUGACCUGGUCAGAAAUGGCAUAGCAGACAUGAGUGCACAUCCUGAUAUCAAAGCUCAAGAACACUUCAAAAUGGUUUUGUCACUCUGUGUUGCAUUAUGGGGGAACUUACUAGAAGAUGCAGAUUUAGACAAAGAAGAUGUAUACCGUGAGACUCAGCUGCGGAGAGAGAUGUUAUCAAGAUGGCUGACAGAAACAGGUUUCCCUAAAGUCCUAGAAGAAAUGGAAGCUGCACAGGGUAAAGAAGGCUAUCUUGAAAAAGUGUUUUCAAAGCUGACCAUUGGUGAAAUCUCUAAAGCUUGUGAACUAGCGCAGGCAGGAAGAGAUCACCGCUUGGCCCUGCUGUUGUCCCAGGCCAUGGGCAGUAUGGUGACCAGACAUAUGCUGGCCGUGCAGUUGGCUCAGUGGGCAGAGCAGAAUACUUGCCAGUUCAUCAGUAAGCUGAGACUGAAGAUCUAUUGCCUCCUAGCUGGCCAGUUAGUUUGGAGACCUGGCAGCAGUGAAGGCGACUCUACUGAGGACAUCAACACAUGCCAUGGGCUGGACUGGAAGAGAUCCCUGGCAUUGCACCUAUGGUUUAAAUCUCCUCCAAAUGGUACCAUCCAGCAUGCAUUGCGUCAGUAUCAGCAAGGUUUUGAAAGCAAUGAAAAUCGCAGACCCUAUUGCGCCAGGCCAUUGCCUCCGUAUCUGGAAGAAGAGGAAGAGAACGAUGACAGUAUUUUUGACACGGCCUACCACCUGCUGUGUUUGUACGCAGAUAAAUCCUAUGGCCUGGAAGCUCUGCUUUCUCCAACCUCAUCAACACCAUCACAUUUAGAUUUUAGACUCAGCUGGCAUUUGUUACAAGUCCUCCAGUCCUUGCAGUAUUGUCACUUGUCUCCCUAUCACACUGAGAGCAUACACGUCAGCUUUGCCUCCCAGCUAGAGGCCCUGGGACUCUGGCACUGGGCAGCGUUUGUUCUCCUGCACAUCAGAGACACUGGCCACAGGCAGCAAGCUGUGAUGAGCUUGUUACAGCGUCACAUUCAGCUGGGGGACAGUCUAGACGAGAGGGAGACCUUCCUAGUGAAUGAACUUCACAUUCCAAGUGAAUGGCUGCAUCAAGCCAAGGCUAUCAGGGCACAUCUAGAAGGUAACUAUGCUACUGAGGCCAAACAUUGGAUAUUAGCUGGACAUUACAGCAGAGGCCACAGUUUGAUUCUACAACACUUGGCUUCAGAUGCAAUCAUCAAUGAUGAGGAUAUGUUUUUAAAGUCUUAUUUGGAGCAGCUUGCACCCCCAGAGCGUUCUCUCAGUAUAUUAAACUGGUCCACAUCAGGGAAAGUCUUUCUUGAUUUCAUCAACAUUCGGCAGCGAAUAGAUCAACUGAAACAGUCGGAGCCUACGGCUUAUGACCUUGAAGAGCUGGAACCAGAUGUUUUGUGUUUAUGUAACAGGGUGAAAAACCUGCCAUGCUAUAAUGCCAAAGACCGUCUGUGUCAGGCGGAGAUGUCCAAGACUAUAGCCAACUUACUCAGAACUUUGGUUUUUCUUUGUGGGGAAUCACCUGUCCAGUUGCUGACCAAGUGCAUUGCAGAUCUUCCCAUGCCUGAAGACUACAUGCGCCAAGAGUUACAGGCCUUGACCAGUGCCUAUUUGCUAGAAAUAGUGUAGGCUUUUUUUUGUAGGCUUUAGUUGCUCCUGAGAAAUAAUUCAACCAAGAAACAUCCUCAAGUUGAUCUGUGAAACAGUUCUCCAAAGUAAAUGCAGUAUCAGUGGCUAAGUGACAAAGUCUUCCUAAGACAAUAGUCCUCUGUUUGUAUUCUGUGUAACAUACAUAUUUAUAAACCUAGCAAAGAGCUAGAGAAAGUUUAAUUUUAAAUGAUCAAAAACUAUUUGAGGAAAUCAAAAUUUCCACAUGUUACUCGGUUUUUGUUGGACAUAAUAGAAAUUAAAGUCUGUAUGCAGUGCUUUGUAAACUUUUAAACUUUUGUCUACGUAAGAAUUUUAUAACAAGAAAACUCUUGUCUUGCUUGCCUUUUUUUCUUUUCUUUUCUACAAGUAAAUAAGACUUUGUGCUAAAUUGAUUGAAAUAUAUUGUAUUCACUGAAAACUCAAAACAGUUUAAAAUAUCUAGAUACUAAUUCUCUGAUGUACCAAACAGUGUAGAUCCAGUCCUGACAUUAUAAUCUUUGAACUAAUUAGAAGUUGUUAUAUUCUGUACUUAAAGUUUUUCCUUGGAAUGUAAACGUUUGCCAUUUCAAAAUGUUUUCACUUGAUCUAAAUUUAGCCUACUGAAGUGACAGUUGUUUGUUUUGUUUUUUUUUUCUUUUCAUGAUCAAUAUCAUACAUUCUGAUCCCAUAUUUGUCGAAGAACAGAAAUUUUGUUUACAAAAAAAAAAUAUUUUAAUUGUUUAUACAAUAAGUCUAUUGUUUGAUUGUGUUAUAGGAUGUCUGAGGACUAUUUAGCUUGUGCCCUGCAUCUCUUGAAGACUUAUUUUGUACAUUAAUUUUCCAAGCUUGUAAGCAUUGAAACUAAAAAUGUACAUUUUAUAGAAACAUUGAUAGGCUUAGAAUAAAGCGUAUCUAAAAUUAUUGAGUUUUGAAAUUUUAAAAAAGUAGGCAAGAGUUUUCUUGAAGAUGUCUUCGUUUGCUAUAUUAAGACUUUGAUUAGAACAUAAGAUUGAUUAUUAGAUGUUAAAGUUUAAAGCUCUUAUUAAAAUAUUAUGGAGUUGGUAACAGCAAUGUAAAAAAAACAAAUGCCUGAUGUAAAUAAUAAAAAAAGAUAUUUUUUUGACAUCAUCAAUUGUAUGCAUGAAGCUGAAUGUUGGAAUGAGUGAGUCUGGUUUUAACAGUUUUGUGAUUGUUCCUCGGUGACAUAUGUAUCUGUGUUUUACUAAGUGACUUAAUAAAGUGAUGAAAGAAGUUGA